GCAUUUGCAAGAUUUUAGAAGGGCUGCUCUAACAACGUCUACACACUGAUAGGUUAUGGAUCAGCAGACCGCAGGUUAAUGUGCACUCAAGAUCCAAAUUGAGAUCGAGUGUAAGCCUAAGGCUGCGAAUACUGGCUACGCCGUCCCGUGGCUAUCAUUUAUCAAACAUCCCUCACCGCGCGCGGAAAAGCAGACAGUAACGACGAGCUGUUUGCCCAGGAGCUAACUCAAGUUGUCCACACUUUGAAUACGCCUCAACGGCAUUCCUUGCAUUCGAUCGUUGGAUCGAUGAAGGGCGUCCUGGACGAAAAACCAAGAAGGAUGGCGAGAAUGAUCGUUUUUCAAAGACGGAGCGAGGGAUUGUCUCACCAGCUCGCACAUGAAGACGGCAAAAGCAUCGACUGAUGAACUGGAAACCUGAUGCACGGGUCAAGAAUUUGAUUUGAUCAAAAUCGAUCGUAGGUGGCAUCUCUUCUGAUCAGCUGGCGCUUAGUGGAAGUGCUACAAUCUCCACACAUGUGGAUAGUUAUGAUCCUGUUUCUGUGUCUCUUGUCGCAGGUACUCCCGUUCUCAUCAGAUGCCGAAGCAUUCGUCUGGUUUUUGAUAGAUGACGAAUUCGAAGUGGAUGAUUAUACCUCAGAAGUGGACGAGUUAGGAACAUGGACCAGGUCCGUAAUCCUCCCUGAGACCAGCAUGCGGAAGAAGAUGAAAAGCCCUUCGGAGACAAUGGUUGCAAGUAUCAUCGAGAAUGACAUCGAUGAAGCACGAUGACGUCGAUGUCAGCUGAAAGAAUGGUAUACAUGAGCUCUUUUCCUGACGACGACUAUAAGCGAAUCAGAUCUACUACAAAAGAGAGAACAAAUGGAAAUCUUCAUCAAAAGAGUAGUAAGGACGCGAUGCCGCUGGAAUACUUUACCUGUUGGCGUAUCGAGCUGUGAGUGAAAGGAUACGAUUGUUCACCGCACCUGCAGGCCCUCCGAUAGCAUGUCCGCUGUUGCGCAUCCUUAUAAAGCUACACCUUGUGAAACGACAUGCAUUCAAAUAUACAUUAGCUUGAAAAACCAGUUCGGAGUCAAUGACUCGUUUAGCAUCUGAUCUGGUAAUCGUGUUCAGUUCAAAGAUGUACGAAUAAAAUGGAGUCGAAGCUUUCUGCAAUAGUAGUAUUAC
Messenger RNA from Marchantia polymorpha subsp. ruderalis, 1167 nucleotides. Lineage: Eukaryota; Viridiplantae; Streptophyta; Marchantiopsida; Marchantiales; Marchantiaceae. The record is from the annotation of a GenBank genome assembly.